UAACGUUUUCCGUAAUUAUUUGUCAAGGUUGGAUUGUAUAUAAAUGCAAAGUUCUCAUUCAGGAUUACUCAUAGUAUAAUUUCGUAGUAAGUUACCUAAGAUUUUUGUGUUAUUUGUUUAUACAUUUUCCAAUAGUGCUAAAAAAUUUAAAAAUGUGUUUUUUGAUAAUAAUCGCUUCAAUAUUACCAAUUUGUCUGGGACAGAUACCUUCUAUUGGACAUGAAUGUUUAACUCCAGAAGUGGUCCAAAAUUUCAAUGUUGCGGCGUAUUUAGGAAAAUGGUAUGAACAAGAGAAGUAUCCAGUAAUUUUCGAAAUAGGCGGCAGAUGCAUUACUGCUGAGUACUCAUUAAAAGAUGAUGGUACCGUCAGAGUUUUCAAUAAAAUGAUUGUUGGUGCUCGUACGUCAUCUAUUGAAGGAAGUGCCAAACUUAAUUCAACAAAUGGUGAAGCAAAAUUGGAAGUAACAUUCAAUGUGCCAUUUGCGGUACGUUCUCCUUAUUGGGUCGUUAGUACCGAUUAUACUAGCUACACGGUUGUAUGGGCUUGCCAAGAAUUAUUCGGUAUUACUGGAAGCACUGCUUGGAUUCUAACGAGAGAACAAAAUCCACCUGAUAGCUUAAUAGAAAAAGCGUACAACAUACUUAAGAAAUAUCAAAUUAAAACACAAUUUUUAACAAAAACCGAUCAAAAAAAUUGUAGUUAAACAUCAAAAAGUAAUUAACUAAUAAAAGAAACGAAACCAUAACAAUUAUAUUUUGAUUUAAAUAGUUUUAUAACCAACAUUAAAAUGAGUUUUA
Psylliodes chrysocephalus is the source of this 798-nucleotide messenger RNA. Lineage: Eukaryota; Metazoa; Arthropoda; Insecta; Coleoptera; Chrysomelidae. The record is from the annotation of a GenBank genome assembly.